AAAAAAUUAGGUAUUUUUCGUCGUGUACGGAAUACAGAUGAAAAAAUUCUGAAGGACAUAUCUCGAGUACGCAGCCAGUAGUGCGCCCGCGGUUCUGGACGAUGGUACAAAUUUCGCAUGUUGAAACAAAUUGUUUGUAAAUAAAAAUUUAAUCUAAAAAUAAUCAGAGAGUUUCUAAUAAUCAAUAAAGUGAAAUAAUCAGCAUCAACCGCAACUAUAUAAUGAAUGAUAUCGAGGACGUUAUCAAUCCCACGCCAACCAGCGAAGAAUCCAAGAAAAUCAGUGCUAUCGAUAGGGACACCGUGCAUAAAAUUUGCUCCGGUCAGGUUGUUUUGAAUUUGGCGACGGCGGUGAAGGAACUGGUAGAGAAUGCCAUCGAUGCUGGUGCAACGGUCGUAGAGGUGAAACUCAAAGAACAAGGGGCUGACUUAGUGGAAGUGUCUGACAAUGGAACCGGUGUCGAGGAGCAGAACUUCGAAGGACUUACCGCCAAGUAUCAUACCUCGAAGCUGAAGGAAUUCUCCGAUUUGGCUUGCAUUGAAACGUUCGGGUUCCGCGGAGAAGCAUUGAGUUCAUUGUGUGCGUUGUCCGAUAUGGUUAUCGUAACCAGGCAUGAAACGGCACCGCAUGGUACCAAGCUGGAACUGGACCAUCGCGGUGGGAUUAAGAAAAGAAGUCCCAUUGCCAGAGCGGUAGGAACGACGGUUUCGUUGUCGAAUUUGUUCUCGACACUUCCGGUGCGAAAGAAGGAAUUCCAGAAAAAUAUUAAACGGGAGUUUAUCAAGAUGUGCCAGAUUUUGCAAGCGUAUUGUUUGGUGUCGGUCGGGGUUCGGAUAAUCUGUAGCAAUCAGAACAAGAAGGGUGCCAAAAGUGUGAUCAUGAGUACGCAGGGGACAGGAUCGGUGCUAGACAACGUAACGACGGUGUUCGGUCCUAAGCAGUCCUCGGAGUUGGUCCAAUUAAAACAGGCCAUUAGCAGCAGUGGCAAGAUAAUGGACCUGAAUCAGGAUGAUUUUGACGACAGUUUGUCACUAACGCAGGAGGAGGUUGAUAAUUUGAAUCUGUCCAGGUAUACAAUUGAAGGAUACAUUUCUAGUUGUGCCCACGGAUCGGGUCGGUCCUCGAAAGACCGACAAUUUUUCUUCGUCAACUCCAGACCUUGUGAACCUAAGGCUAUUAUCAAAAUGGUGAACGAAACCUAUCACAAGUACAACGUAAAUCAGAGCCCUUUUGUGUAUCUCAACUUGAAAAUGUCCCGCUCCGACGUGGAUGUAAAUCUUACGCCAGACAAGAGACAAAUUUUGGUAAAUAACGAGAAAAUUCUCCUUCUGGCGCUUAAGAAGUCUCUGAUGAAAACGUACGGGACGAUUCCUUCCACGUUCAAAAUGCAGAAUCUAGACGUCAGCACUAAUACUCGGUUGUUGAACAUUUCAAUACACUCGAAGGAUGGCGGCGAUGGGGAUUCCUCUGGUAACGAAAGUAUGGAAGUGUCGAAUCCGAGACGCUUGCUGUCGGCGUUUAGUAACAAAAACAUCCCUGCGGGCAAGGGUAAUACAGUCAAUACACCGGCAAAAGCUGAGAAACGAAAACGUGAAGGAGACGACUGUUCCACGCCAAAAAUGUCCAACUUCAUAAGCGUGACGCCGAAGUUGCAGUCGAAUGAAAUCAGCAACGUUGAGCUUGCUGAGGAAAAUGUGGAGAUGGUGCCAAAAAUUGCAAAGAUAAUGUCAGGCGAAGAUUAUGACACUGAAGCUGCUGAUGAAAAGCAAUACACAGUAAAAGUUUUAAAUCCAUCAGAGAUUGUUGGAAGUUCAACGCCAAAGGCCUCUCAUUCUUCGGAAGACACGGUACAUCUAAUUAGAUGUCGCAAUGAAGUGCCUGAUGACGAGACACCUAAAUUGAAAUUUGAGACCAUUUCGGAUGCGGAUCCUACAGUUGUUCACACCAGGGAUCAGAUGGUCCCGAAAGCAGGACCUAUGCUUGAACCUGCAGUAUUAAGUCCCAAGAAGGAAUCAAUAAUCGUCGAUCAAAUACCAGUUAAAAUCGAAGUCGAUCAAUCUUCGUUCACGGAAGACUCGUUUCGGGCGAUUGGAAAAAGGAGUUUGGAUAUCGACUUGUCAACGCUGAAGGCCCUAAUAGCAGAAGAACAAAAACUUCUUCAAGAAGAAACAUCUGUUCGGAACACCUCGCUGAGUCGACUUAAAUUUAAGAGCAAAAUAAACCCAUCCGCCAACCGCUCUGCCGAAAACGAGCUUCAAACGGAAAUCUCCAAGGACAAGUUUGCUCGGAUGGAAAUUAUCGGUCAGUUCAACCUUGGCUUUAUCAUCGCACGUCUCGAGCAGGACCUGUUCAUAAUCGAUCAGCAUGCCACCGACGAAAAGUACAACUUCGAGGACCUUCAGCGGACGACGGUACUGCAAAAUCAAAAACUGGUCGUGCCACAGCAACUGGAGAUGACGGCCGUCAACGAAAUGAUCCUAAUGGACAAUCUAGAGAUCUUUGAGAUGAAUGGGUUCAAGUUCGAGAUCGAUGGCUCGGCGGAACCAACCAUGAAGGUUAAACUGGUGGCGAAGCCAUUCAGCAAGAACUGGGAAUUUGGCAAGGAAGAUAUCGACGAGUUGAUCUUUAUGCUGCAGGAUGCACCGAAUACGGUAUGCAGACCAUCGCGCGUACGAGCAAUGUUCGCGUCCAGGGCAUGUCGUAAGUCGGUGAUGAUAGGGAAGGCGCUGUCAAAGCUGGAGAUGCGGCGGUUGGUGAAUCACAUGGGGGAAAUCGAACAACCGUGGAACUGUCCUCAUGGUCGGCCCACUAUGCGGCAUUUGGUGAAUCUCUCAAUGCUUCAACAAGCCGAAAUGGACAAUCUAGAGGAUGACGAAUGAUUGAUACAAGUAAGUUCCUUUUAUUUUUGAAUGGUAUUAAAUGUUACAAACUGCA
Armigeres subalbatus is the source of this 2934-nucleotide messenger RNA. RefSeq names its product mismatch repair endonuclease PMS2 (gene Pms2). Lineage: Eukaryota; Metazoa; Arthropoda; Insecta; Diptera; Culicidae. Bases 222 to 2879 code for a protein of 885 amino acids. The transcript has 4 exons. Gene Ontology annotation, cellular component: MutLalpha complex. Gene Ontology annotation, biological process: mismatch repair. The record is from RefSeq and is a predicted model, not a curated record. Gene Ontology annotation, molecular function: ATP-dependent DNA damage sensor activity; ATP hydrolysis activity; ATP binding.